Messenger RNA from Myotis davidii, 1228 nucleotides. RefSeq names its product aminoacyl tRNA synthetase complex-interacting multifunctional protein 2 (gene AIMP2). The record is from RefSeq and is a predicted model, not a curated record. The transcript has 4 exons. The coding region runs from base 130 to 1092 and encodes 320 amino acids. NCBI's taxonomy places the organism in Eukaryota, Metazoa, Chordata, Mammalia, Chiroptera, Vespertilionidae. Gene Ontology annotation, cellular component: aminoacyl-tRNA synthetase multienzyme complex.
CCGAGCCAAUUAGAGCACACGAACGCCCGAAUCCAGAUCAGAAAGGAGGUGGCCGCGGGACGUGGUAGUCUGACGGUUUCUGGGCGGUCGUGUCCCUCACCCGCCACCGUCACUCCUGUGGUUCCCACGAUGCCGAUGUACCAGGUAAAGCCCUAUCACGAGGGUGGCUCAUCUCUCCGCGUUGAGCUCCCCACCUGCAUGUACCGGCUCCCGAACGUGCACCGCCCGACCAGCAGCCCGGCGCAGAAUGCGGGCCACGUGCAGGGAGGGUCUGACCCAUCUCUCCAAGCUCUGGAGUCCCGUCAAGAUAACAUUUUAAAACGUCUGUACGAAUUGAAAGCCGCAGUCGAUGGUCUCUCCAAGAUGAUUCAGACGCCAGAUGCGGACUUGGAUGUAACCAACAUAAUCCAAGCCGAACAGCGCACCGCUUUAUCGGCCAAUGCGUUGGACUUAAAUUCCGUCCUUGGGAAGGAUUACGGGGCCCUGAAAGACAUCGUGAUCAACGCGAACCCCGCCUCGCCUCCGCUCUCCCUGCUCGUGCUGCACCAGCUGCUCUGCGACCAGUACAAGGUCCUGUCCGCCGUUCACACGCAUUCGGCGGUCAGGAACGUGCCAGUGAACCUCCUCCGGUGCUUUGGCGAGCAGACCAAGAACCCGCCCCGGCAUGAGCACCAGCUGGGCUUUACCCUCAUCUGGAAGAACGUGCCCAAGACCCAGAUGAAGUUCAGUGUCCAGAGGAUGUGCCCCAUCGAAGGAGAAGGGAACAUCGCACGUUUUUUGUUCUCUCUGUUCGGCCAGAAGCAUAAUGCGGUAAACUUAACCCUCAUCGAUAGCUGGGUAGAUAUAGCCAUUUUUCAGUUAAAAGAAGGAAGCAGCAAAGAAAAAGCCGCUGUGCUCGCCUCCAUGAACUCUGCUCUCGGGAAGAGCCCCUGGCUCGUGGGGAACGCACUGACCGUGGCGGACGUGAUGCUCUGGUCCGUGCUCCAGCAGGCGGGGGGCUGCAGCGUGCCCGUGCCAGCCAAUGUGCAGAAGUGGAUGCGGGCCUGUGAGAACCUGGCCCCUUUCAGCUCUGCCCUCAAGCUCCUUAAGUGAACUCGGGAAGUGAUUGUAAAGGGUUUAGGUUGUAAGAAUGGUGGUGUUUCACGCCUGUUGUUGGUACAGGGACUUGUAGUAAAACCGGUCUUUAGGCCAGUUGUGGAGUACCAAUAAAAGCACCAUGUAACUUGUG